AUGGAGUAUAUCGGUGAUGGGGAUGGAGUUCUUAGACAGCAACAGUAUUCUCUGAUCUGCUGUUGCCGCUGCGGUCUUCAGAUUGAACCAAAUCCGACAAACAUGUGUGUCAACUGUCUUCGGUCUGACGUGGACAUCACUGAGGAUAUCCCAAAAAGCAGUGCCUUGUCAUUUUGUCGUGGCUGUGAAAGGUACCUCCAGCCCCCAAACCAGUGGGUGAAAGCAACGCUGGAGUCCAGAGAGCUCUUGUCUGUUUGCUUGAAGAAACUGCGAGGUCUUAAAGAGGUCAAGCUGGUUGAUGCAGGUUUUGUGUGGACUGAACCACAUUCCAUGAGGAUUAAAGUGAAGCUGACAGUGCAGAAAGAGGUAAUGAAUGGAGCCAUGCUGCAGCAAACAUUUGUGGUGGAAUACACUGUCCAGUCUCACAUGUGUGAUGAUUGCCAUCGGGUGGAGGCUAAAGAUUUCUGGCGGGCGGUUGUGCAGAUUAGACAGAAGUGUGAGCACAAGAAGACCUUCUUCUACCUGGAGCAGCUCAUCCUGAAACAUAAGGCUCAUCGUAACACGGUCAACAUCAAACCGAUGGCAGACGGACUUGAUUUCUUCUUCACAAAACAAGAUGAUGCUAAAAAACUUGUGGAGUUUUUGUCUGCAUUUGUGCCUUCUAGAUAUGUAACAGGCAAGGAGCUCAUCUCUCACGAUGUUCACACCAACAAGUAUAACUACAAGUACACUAUCUCAGUGGAGAUUGUGCCCAUCUGUAAAGAUCAUAUAAUCUGCCUACCUCCAAAGACAGCCCAGGCGAUUGGAAGCAUCAGUCCUUUGUGCAUCGUUACCAGAGUCACACAAGGCAUUCACGUUAUUGAUCCACAUACACUGCAAGUGGCUGAGCUGAGUGCUAACCAGUACUGGAGGAGCCCCUUCCCAACCCUAGUGUCCCCAAAGCAGCUGAUAGAGUUCAUGGUGAUGGAAGUGGAGGUUGUACCAGAGAGGGACAGACCUCAUCGACACCGCACGUCAAACAAGCAUGUCCUGGCUGAUGUCUAUGUGGCCAGAUUAAGCGACCUUGGAGUUAAUGACCGCCAAUUUCACUGUCGCACUCACUUGGGUCAUAUUCUCAAAGUCAGUGAUAUUGUUCUCGGGUUUGACUUUGCUAAUGCAAACCUGAACCAUGAACAUUUUGAGAAGCUGAAGUCGGAAAGGAUUCCAGAUGUGAUGCUCGUGAAGAAAGUAUUUGACCGGACAAAGAGAAUGAGAAACAGGAAGUGGAAACUGAAGCGAUUUGAUGGAGCUGACCUGGAGACUGAGAGUGUUACAAAAGAUUAUAAUGAUUUCCUGGAUGACUUGGAAGAAGACCAGGCUAUCAGAGAAAAUGUCAACAUCUACAAAGAUGCAACAAAGAUCACAGUAGAAGUCGAUGACACCGAUGAUGAAGGGGCUCCACAGAUCAGCCUCCAGGAGAUGCUGGAAGACCUGCACAUCUGUGAGGAUGCCACCGGUGGCGAAGGAGCUCCCAUGAUGGAAUGA
Candidula unifasciata is the source of this 1524-nucleotide messenger RNA. Lineage: Eukaryota; Metazoa; Mollusca; Gastropoda; Stylommatophora; Geomitridae. The record is from the annotation of a GenBank genome assembly.